UUUUCCGGGAGUUAUUCAAGUAGUAACAGAUUUGAUGGAAGAUUUACAUGAUUGACAUGAUUGACAUUCAUGAAUAAAUUAUGGAAUCAGCUAUGUGGGUAUGGCUGCUCUGUUUCGUAUGGGACCAAAGAAAGCCGUACGCCUCGUCGGGGGGAAUCGCAAUACCGAACACACACUUCCGGUUGUCAGAGAGUUUGAAUUUUCGGUUGGGAGAUCUGCUUGUUUUUCAGAAUGUCAACGCUUUUCCCAUCCUUAUUUCCGCGGAUGACGGAGUCUCUGUGGUUUAAUUUGGACCGCCCUUGUGUGGACGAAACCGAGCUUCAUCAGCAGGAACAGCAGCACCAAACUUGGUUACAGAGUAUUGCUGAGAAAGACAACAAUUUGAUGCCAAUUGGGAAACCGAUAUUUGAGACAUAUGAUGAGGAAGAGGAGGAGGAUGAUGAGGAUGAGGAAGACAGUGAGGAGGACUCAGAAGAUGAUGAAGACAUGCAGGACAUGGAUGAGAUGAAUGACUACAAUGAAUCCCCAGAUGAUGGAGAGAUCAAUGAGGUGGACAUGGAAGGGGCUGACCAGGACCAGGACCAGUGGAUGAUCUAGAACAGUUCCUCUGAGUCUUCAUUCUCUUAACAGUAACGGGAUUGGUGCUCCUCUACAAAGCUUUGGAUCUAUGCUCAACUGAUGAACUGUUUUUUAAACCCCAGCCUGCAGUUUUGGCACUGGGCAGAGUGCAGGUUGGCAUGUCACAUUGGAGCGCGUGGCCCAGUGAGAUUGCAAAAUUUUCAGUGUCAUUUGUCUCCAGUGCUGCUUGUGUAAUGAUGGAGGUAAAAAUGUGACUAGUUUUCAUGAGCCAGUACAAUGUAUGCAAGGAGAUUGCCAGAGCAUUGCUAGGCUCUGAGCCAUAUCAGCUGAUCAUAAGCACCUUCAGGUGCAGCUGUCCUCCUUGUUAACUGAAGACCUUGGUGCCCCUAUUUGGUCUACGUUACCAUGUUUGGUCUAAGUUACUGUGUCCCUGCCUGUUCAAGGAUUUCUGCAGUGAACUAACACACAGCGUUGUCUCCAUUAAAGGUGCAGGCUGUCUUUGUACUUUGCCUCCUGUCAUAUGAGAGUGUGUGUGUCUCAAAAACGACGUAACACACAUUCUAAAACUCCUCUGAUGCACCCACUCAAGCCAUUGUGCUGUGUUUUUAUGAGUGCACCUGACUAAAGCACAUUUUUUCUUAAAGGAAAAUGGGACAAAAUAAACUUUUACUCUAGAAGGCGUCAAGCAAACUGGUGGAAUUUAUUGAACUGU
Megalops cyprinoides (Indo-Pacific tarpon) is the source of this 1291-nucleotide messenger RNA. It is a transcript of the gene anapc15, whose product is annotated as anaphase promoting complex subunit 15. Gene Ontology annotation, cellular component: anaphase-promoting complex. Lineage: Eukaryota; Metazoa; Chordata; Actinopteri; Elopiformes; Megalopidae. Gene Ontology annotation, biological process: regulation of mitotic cell cycle spindle assembly checkpoint. The coding region runs from base 232 to 597 and encodes 121 amino acids. The transcript is spliced from 6 exons. The record is from RefSeq and is a predicted model, not a curated record.